CGAUCUCUUCUCUCUCACGCCCCUUUUUGGUCUUCUGCCGUUCGCUCGCACACUGAAAGAACUACAUAUCAGUAACAGACGGUGCCACCAAUGACAUUUUUUCAUGUAUCGUUGACUUUGAAAGAGUAUCCACAAAGUUUUGUCAGCUAUGAAAACCUAUUAUCAUCGUAUGUAAAAAGGUUGAAAUGCUUGCUUUGAUGUUCAAUGGUCAAACAUCAUCAAGUUGCUGCUGUUCUCAUCUGUAUCCCAGCAAUGAGUUUAUCAUGUCUUGUUUGUCAUAGCAUGGAUAGCCGAUCACGAUCUUUUAGGAGUUACUCUGUUUCAAGUUCAGAAGACGAGGGGCGAUGUUCUGCAGUUGUUACCUGCUUGACUCGGAAGGUCGCCGUUGCUACCGCUGGUACAGCUAAUGCCAUUUCGACGGCCAAAGUGACACCAUUCCCCAUGAUGGCAAGUGGUCAAGGUAUGACAGGAACUCCGCGCCUUUUGCGAAGCCGAGCUGUGAGUAGGGACUUGGUUAGAGACUGGAAUUUUGAUCAAGUUCAUGUGGAGGGCUAGCGGUGUAAGAAGAGCUUAAGAGUUACCUCUAAAAGGAGAUAUUGUUAGUUUUGUAACUACUUUAAGUGGUUUUCUCAACUAGAUUUCUUGUACUUACGGUUAGCUGUUGUGAAUCCAUGAUACAUAUUGGACAUUUUGGAACAUUGCCGUCUUAAAUAUUUUGAACAUGUCACCGGUUUUCUUUGUUUCUA
Molecule: messenger RNA, 746 nt
Organism: Musa acuminata subsp. malaccensis (wild Malaysian banana)
Lineage: Eukaryota; Viridiplantae; Streptophyta; Magnoliopsida; Zingiberales; Musaceae
Source: RefSeq, a predicted model, not a curated record